Camelina sativa (false flax) is the source of this 1785-nucleotide messenger RNA. RefSeq names its product increased DNA methylation 1-like. NCBI's taxonomy places the organism in Eukaryota, Viridiplantae, Streptophyta, Magnoliopsida, Brassicales, Brassicaceae. Gene Ontology annotation, molecular function: transcription corepressor activity; acyltransferase activity, transferring groups other than amino-acyl groups. Gene Ontology annotation, biological process: regulation of transcription by RNA polymerase II; negative regulation of DNA-templated transcription. Gene Ontology annotation, cellular component: nucleus. The record is from RefSeq and is a predicted model, not a curated record.
AUGGAUUCGUCUAAUAUUGUUCCGAUGGAAGCAGAGCUAAGUCCAGGAUCAAUGGAGCAGUGGCUUUCGAUGAUAAAGGAUGGAAACAAGUGCGAUAAAGGCAAACGAUCGGAAUUGUCGAUGAAGGUUAAGAAACAUCUCUCGGCUCUUGGUUGGGUUUUCUCUUACUAUCUCAAAGGGAAUAAGCGAGAGUUGCGUUUAAAGUCUCCCAAUGGAAGGUGGUUUUACUCUUUAGUCAAGGCUUGUCUCCGCCAAAACUCUCAACAACAACAAGUCGUUCCUAAACAUGAUGACUUGUCUUGCUCUCCACGAAAACUUGCCUGUUUAGAUGUAUUGAACCAGAGACAGAAGCAGAACAAGAAAAGGUCUAGGGUUGAUGAUCUCGAUAUCGAUAGCACAGUUCCGGAUAAAGAGAAGCAUUCGUCUGGUGAAUUGAUCAAACCCGAUCCAGAUUUUGAUGUAUCCAAAUCCAACCAACAACAGAAGAAGAAGAAGAAGAUAAUGAAUAGAGUGGAGGAUUGUGAUACGGCUGCGUUUAAUGGGGAGAAAGAGAAGAUCAGACCCGUUGUCAAUGUUGAUGGAUUGAACCAACAACAGAGGAAGAGAAGGAAGACGGCGAGUGAAGAUAUAAGGAGGGCGAAGGUAGAGAAAUCUCUAAAGAAGAUCUUACAAGUGAUGGAAAAGAAGCAGCAGAAGAACAAACUUGACAAAGAGUCUCUAAGGUUCUGUAAAAAAGAUCGUGAUCCGGACAUGAACUGUGAUGUGUGUUGUGUUUGUCACUGGGGUGGAGAUUUGCUUCUAUGUGAUGGUUGUCCUUCAGCUUUUCACCAAACUUGCCUCGGUAUGUCCAGCCUCCCCGAGGAAGACAUGUGGUUCUGCCCUUGUUGCUGCUGCGAUAUCUGUGGAUCAACGGAAUCACCUUCGAACAGUAAGUUGAUGACUUGUGAGCAGUGCCAAAGAAGAUUCCAUCUCAAGUGUUUGAAAGAAAAGCCUUGCUUUGUUUCCCGUAAAGGCUGGUUCUGUAGUAGUCAGUGCAACAGAGCCUUUUCCGCGCUUCAGAAUCUCCUAGGAUGCAAAAUUGCAGUAGGCGACAAUGAUGAUUUGGUCUGGACAUUGAUGAGAGCUCCAAACGAUGGUGAACACUAUGAUGAUGAGCAAAAGUCCAAGCUAGAAUCUGCUGUCGAGAUACUUCACCAGGGGUUUGAGCCUACCACAGAUCAUUUCUCUGGGAGAGACCUUGUUGAGGAGCUGAUAUUCAAGAAAGAUCGAAAUGGCGUUGGCCGAGGAUUUUACACGGUCUUGAUAGAGAAAGAGAACGAACCUGUCACAGUGGCUGCAGUGAGAGUGGAUAAAGAUGUAGUCGAGAUCCCUUUGGUGGCGACAUUGUCAAACUACAGGAGAAGUGGGAUGUGCAGAGUGCUUAUGGAUGAGUUGGAGAAGCAAAUGUCUCAGAUGGGAGUUCGUAGACUGGUCUUACCGGCUGCACAAAAUGUUGUGACCACUUGGACUCAGCGGUUUGGGUUCUCGGUAAUGGAAAGUUCGGAGAGGCUGGAGUUUGUGAAACAUGGGAUGCUUGAUUUUGUUGGAACUGUCAUGUGUGGUAAGUUUCUUCACAAGGAAAGAGGAGAAGAUGAUUCAGCACAAGAGUCAAGCCUCACAGAAUAACAAGUCUCCUGGUCUUUUUUUUUUUCAUGUACUGUAUUGCGGAGAAAAAUGUGUAGUAACAACAUCUCUUGAUGUCCAUAUAUAACUUGGUACAUCUUUGUCUUUAGUAACAUGUGUGAC